AUGGAUGGAGAUCGAACCCCGACCGUUGGAGGAUCAACCGGAACUGAUCAAGUAUUCCUCACCAGUUACCGCCUACACAACCGACUCUGGGAGAAGAAGACACGCGACGGUUGGCGAAUAGUCAUACCGCCCAACUUUCCCACCCGGCUACUAUUCCGCUAUCACGACGAUGAUCUAAUGGGACAUCCAGGCUACGCCGAAACCUACCGAAACAUUGCUACAUACUACACUUGGCUCCGUAUGAAGGUGCAGAUAACCGUGUACGUACAAAAUUGCCUGCUGUGUAGCUGCUCAAAAGCGUACAACCGGAAUCACGAACCUACGCAACGACCGCGACGGUCUACUAGACCAUGGGAAACCGUAUGUCUCGAUCUGAUGGGCCCCUACCCACUCUCCAAGUGA
Molecule: messenger RNA, 402 nt
Organism: Nilaparvata lugens (brown planthopper)
Lineage: Eukaryota; Metazoa; Arthropoda; Insecta; Hemiptera; Delphacidae
Exons: 1
Coding region: 1-402 (133 amino acids)
Source: RefSeq, a predicted model, not a curated record